Molecule: messenger RNA, 684 nt
Organism: Closterium sp. Yama58-4
Lineage: Eukaryota; Viridiplantae; Streptophyta; Zygnematophyceae; Desmidiales; Closteriaceae
Source: the annotation of a GenBank genome assembly
AUGCCUUCCACUGUCCAUUGUGACUCGUGCCGUCCAGCAUCCCCUUGCUGCGUGCCUGCUGUCGUUCGCCCGCGUUCCCUCCUUACCCCACUGCUCUCCCUCCUACCCUACCCUGUCAUUCCGCCGCCCCAUCUCUCUAUCAGCGAUUUCAUUCUCCCCUCUUGCGUCCGUCUUCCCCUGCCCAUGCACCUCCUUCCAUAUCCUCGCCUGCCAUCUCUCUCUCUCCACCCUCGCCCACCACCCAUCACAGUGCGGCUCCCCGUCCUCACACCCCGCCCAUGCCUCUUCCCUCCCCUGUCUCCCCUUCCCCCUGCCCUGCCUCUUCCCCUGCCCCUGCCCCUGCCCCUGCCCCUCCCCGUUCCCAUGCCCCGCCGCCCUCUCCCAUGCUGCCCCUCUCUCCCCACCUCCGCCACCACACAUAACAGCAAGGGCGGUGCUGCUGAGGGACCAUGCAGCACUCGUCACGCUCGUGCUCCUGCGUCCCUGCUUGCACUGCUAGGCGUCGUGUACAGUGCACUCAUGGCUGUGCUCUGCAGUGACUGCAUCACAGAGAGGCACGCGCACGUCUUGCACAGAGGCCAACUUACCAAGGAAUUUGUGGUGGUGGACUUGAGCAGAUGCGCUGAGCCCAAGCCCCUGCCUCCGGACUUGGUGCAAGAGCUAUCUGCCCUUGGCCUCAUGUGA